Molecule: messenger RNA, 492 nt
Organism: Tachysurus vachellii
Lineage: Eukaryota; Metazoa; Chordata; Actinopteri; Siluriformes; Bagridae
Gene: cfap97d2
Product: CFAP97 domain containing 2
Exons: 5
Coding region: 1-492 (163 amino acids)
Source: RefSeq, a predicted model, not a curated record
AUGCAGCAUAAAUCUCACCAACCCCUGCAGCCCUGUGCCAGCAAAUACCUGCAGUUCAGGUGGGAUAAGAGUGGCUAUGACAUACACAAGAAAAAGGUUCAGUCUGCGAAGGCCACAGUUAACACAACUCCACCUAAGAUCUAUAAUCACAUUCUUCUGAAAAGGAAAAAGAAAAUGAUGGAGGAAGAACGACUUUCAACGAUUCAAAGAGACAAUCGGAUGCUACUGGAUAAAAUAUCCCACAUCAAGCAAACCUCUGGUCAGAUUGAUUGUAGAAAUGAGUAUGUGAAUAAAAGGCUUGACACAGACAAAAGACAAGAAGCUCUGCUUGAAAUUGUGAAAGAUAAUAAGAUAAUUCUUCGACAUUUAUCACAGUGCACACCGUACUACAGUGUACAGGUGUGGAACGAACAGUGGAUAAAAACACUUGAUCUAAUGAAGAGCAUUGGACGAUUCCCACCAUUAAGCCAUGCUCAGAUAAGAGACCUGUAG